Danaus chrysippus (African queen) is the source of this 312-nucleotide messenger RNA. The record is from the annotation of a GenBank genome assembly. NCBI's taxonomy places the organism in Eukaryota, Metazoa, Arthropoda, Insecta, Lepidoptera, Nymphalidae.
AUGUAUUCAGAAGACCAGACUAUAUUGAGGUCUCUUUAUAGUACAAAAUUGAAACGUUACGGAGACGAAGUCGAGAGGACUAUCAAAUUGAUAUUUUCUUUAUACGCUAUGUGGAAAGUACCAUUCGAUUUGAGCGGCAGUUCCGAAGAUAUGCAACAGAUUGUAGACAUCGACAAAGCAAUUCGCGACCUAGGCGAAAGUCUAGAUUACAAGAAAAACAAUAAUUCUGUCAUGGCUCUACUCAUGGCUGUUAUAGUACAUCAAAUUAUAAACAGCAAUUUGGAUUCUUCGAUAAGGAGUGAAGUAUGUUAA